This is a messenger RNA of Aureobasidium musti, 2055 nucleotides long. The record is from the annotation of a GenBank genome assembly. Lineage: Eukaryota; Fungi; Ascomycota; Dothideomycetes; Dothideales; Saccotheciaceae.
AUGGUUUCCGCAACCACAUCCACCCCGGCUGCUGCCUCCACCUCAGUCAACGGAUCCAGCCAGCCCAAUGACAACAUCACCCGCUUCGCUGCCCCCAGCAGAGCGCUGAGCCCUACUCCUUCUCACACCCUCUUCCACCCCAAGACGAGAUGUUUCGUCUACGGUCUGCAGCCCAAGGCCGUCCAGGGUAUGCUCGACUUUGACUUCAUCUGCAAGAGAAAGGUUCCCUCGGUCGCCGGUAUCAUCUACACCUUCGGUGGUCAGUUUGUCAGCAAGAUGUACUGGGGCACCAGCGAGACUCUUCUCCCUGUCUACCAGAGCACCGAGAAGGCCAUUGGCAAGCACGACGACGUUGACACUGUUGUCAACUUUGCUUCUUCGCGUUCCGUCUACCAGAGCACCAUGGAGCUCAUGGAGUACCCUCAGAUCAAGACCAUUGCCAUCAUUGCUGAGGGUGUGCCCGAGAGACGCGCUCGUGAGAUUCUCCACGUUGCCGCCAAGAAGGGUGUCACCAUCAUUGGUCCUGCCACUGUCGGUGGUAUCAAGCCCGGUGCUUUCAAGAUCGGUAACACUGGUGGUAUGAUGGACAACAUUGUUGCCUCCAAGCUCUACCGCCCCGGUUCCGUUUCUUACGUCUCCAAGUCUGGUGGUAUGUCCAACGAGCUCAACAACAUCAUUGAGCAGACCACCAACGGUGUCUGCGAGGGUGUUGCCAUCGGUGGUGACAGAUACCCCGGUACCACUUUCAUUGACCACUUGCUCCGUUACGAGCAGGACCCCAACACCAAGAUCCUUCUCCUUCUCGGUGAGGUCGGUGGUGUUGAGGAGUACUGUGUUAUCGAGGCCGUCAAGUCUGGCCAGAUCAAGAAGCCCAUUGUCGCCUGGGCCAUUGGUACCGUUGCCAGCAUGCUCAAGACCGAGGUUCAGUUCGGUCACGCUGGUUCGUUCGCCAACUCCCAGCUCGAGACUGCUGCCAUGAAGAACAAGUCGAUGAAGGAUGCCGGUUUCUACGUUCCCGACACUUUCGAGGACAUGCCCAAGGUUCUCGCCGAGCUUUACCAGAAGCUCGUCGCCGACGGCACCAUCCAGCCCCAGUCCGAGCCCGCCGUUCCCAAGAUCCCCAUCGACUACUCAUGGGCCCAGGAGCUCGGUCUCAUCCGUAAGCCCGCUGCCUUCAUCUCCACCAUUUCCGACGACCGUGGUCAGGAGCUCUUGUACGCUGGUAUGCCCAUCUCCGACGUCUUCAAAGAGAACAUCGGUAUCGGUGGUGUUAUGUCUCUUCUGUGGUUCCGCCGUCGUCUUCCCGACUUCGCCAGCAAGUUCCUUGAGAUGGUUCUCAUGCUUACUGCUGACCACGGUCCUGCCGUUUCUGGUGCCAUGAACACCAUCAUCACCACCCGUGCCGGCAAGGAUCUUAUUUCCUCCCUCGUUGCUGGUCUCUUGACCAUCGGUUCUCGUUUCGGUGGUGCUCUCGACGGUGCCGCUGAGGAGUUCACCAGAGCCUACGACAAGGGUCUUUCUCCCCGUGACUUCGUCGACACCAUGCGCAAGGAGAACAAGCUCAUUCCCGGUAUCGGUCACCGUGUCAAGUCGCGCAACAACCCCGAUCUCCGUGUCUCGCUCGUCAAGGAGUACGUCAAGGCCAACUUCCCCCGCACUNNCCCCCUCCUCGACUACGCCCUGGCCGUCGAGUCCGUCACCACCUCCAAGAAGGACAACCUGAUUCUCAACGUUGAUGGUGCCGUUGCCGUCGCUUUCGUCGACCUUGUCCGCAACUGCGGUGCCUUCACCUCCGAGGAGGCUGAGGACUACCUCAAGAUGGGUGUCCUCAAUGGUCUGUUCGUCCUUGGUCGUUCGAUCGGUCUCAUUGCCCACUUCCUCGACCAGAAGAGACUGCGCACUGGUCUCUACCGUCACCCUUGGGUAAGCUAUUUCCUCCACUUGUAUCUUGAGCAAACUUCUAACAACAUUUCUAGNGACGACAUCACCUACCUCCUCCCCAGCCUCAGCGGCGGCGCCCCCGGCAACGAGGGCCGUGUCGAGGUCUCUGUUUAA